UAUGCCCAAUAUCAUGGACAGCAAUGACAUUUCGCCGGUGUCCGAUGUUCCCAUGAGAAAGAAAGGGGCCAGUGGUGGUGGAUUCUCCCGGUUCGGAGCACCGGGCGUCUCUGGCAACAACUGCACAAGUAGCAGCAGUAGUAGCAAGAGUUGCGUGGAGUCCAAGGCGGAAGACAAAGGGGGUCAAGCCGCCCAGAGAUUUAAGUUUGGCGCAGCAAAUCACGCCAGCAUGGAUGAGGCGGACGAUGGAGAAGAAGAGUCGAAGUUUCAGCACCCGCGACUGCGCCGAGCCGGUGGCAGCAGCAGCGGCGGUGGUGGAGGAGGUGGAGGAGGCAGCAUCCGGAUGAAAAACUUUACGCCAGGAGGGGGAGCCGCGUCUACGGCGCGUAAGAGGUCCAGCAUCAACGAGCUGCCUUCUGCGCAAGGGGAGCAAGCAGCCACUUCCUCCGACGCCGCCGUAGCAACCAAACCGUCUGCAGCUCCGACGACGUGCCAGGCGGGACAUGCUGCCCCGCGAAACGAGCCCGUCAGAAGCGGGGACGGGCGAGCGAACACUACCGUAGUAGCGGUCACGGUAGAGGCGACGCAUGCUCCAGGUGAUGGAAGCACCAGCACGGGUCUAGCCUCCAGCAUGAAAUGCAACAAAAACGGGGAAUGCCGGAGGGACUCCGGGACUGGGAGCCUCCGUUCAAUCAUGUCCAAGCCGGACAAGCAGGGCCGGGCGGAGGACGGCAGCAAGCCCGGCGUCUGUAACUCCAGCACUGCCAGCAUGGACGGGAUGACCACACCUGUCGGGUCUUUGACGCUGGGCCACGGGGGCGACACGGCCGGAGGCAACACCCCGGUCUCCGGUGGGGUGCCUGAGAAAAAGGACUCGAAAGUCUCCUUCUCUAACGCGCCCAGCCGGAAAGCCUCGUCAUCGGUGCACGGCGCAACGCACCCCGGGGCCCAGCAGCCGCGGAAUUCCGUUACCUUCCAAAAGACAGAGGAUGGACCGGCGAUCGUGGCGGCGGCCGCGGAGGACACCGACGCUGGGGGCAGCCAGGCGAGUUUCAUGCAGCGCCAGUUCAGUAGUAUGCUACAGCCAGGAGUUAACAAAUUCUCCUUGCGCAUGUAUGGAAGCCAAAAGGCGGUGGAGAGGGAACAGGAGCGAGUCAAGUCGGCGGGGAACUGGAUUAUUCACCCGUACAGUGACUUCAGGUUCUACUGGGACUUCACCAUGCUGCUGUUCAUGGUGGGCAACCUGAUCAUCAUCCCCGUGGGCAUCACCUUCUUCAAGGACGAGACCACCACGCCCUGGAUCAUCUUCAAUGUGGUCUCUGACACCUUCUUCCUCAUGGACCUGGUGCUCAACUUCCGCACCGGCAUCAUCAUGGAGGACAACUCCGACAUCAUCCUGGACCCCAAGACCAUCAAGAUGCGCUACCUGAAGACCUGGUUCAUUGUGGACUUUGUCUCGUCCAUCCCUGUGGAUUAUAUCUUCCUCAUCGUGGAGAAGGGCAUCGACUCCGAGGUGUACAAGACGGCACGCGCCCUCCGCAUCGUCCGCUUCACCAAGAUCCUCAGCCUGCUGCGUCUGCUGCGCCUGUCCCGCCUCAUACGCUACAUCCACCAGUGGGAGGAGAUCUUCCACAUGACCUAUGACCUGGCCAGUGCAGUCAUGCGCAUCUUCAACCUCAUCGCCAUGAUGCUGCUGCUCUGCCACUGGGACGGAUGCCUGCAGUUCCUGGUGCCGAUGCUGCAGGACUUCCCCUCCGACUGCUGGGUCUCCCUCAACAAGAUGGUGAAUGACACGUGGAGUGAGCUCUACUCCUUCGCCGUCUUUAAGGCCAUGAGUCACAUGUUGUGCAUUGGCUACGGCCGGCAGGCCCCCGAGAGCCUCUCGGACAUCUGGCUAACCAUGCUGAGCAUGAUCGUGGGGGCCACCUGCUACGCUGUCUUCAUCGGCCAUGCCACCGCCCUUAUCCAGUCGCUCGACUCCUCACGCAGGCAGUACCAGGAGAAGUACAAACAAGUGGAGCAGUACAUGUCUUUUCACAAGCUUCCAGCUGACUUCCGGCAGAAGAUCCAUGACUACUACGAGCACCGCUAUCAAGGCAAGAUGUUUGACGAGGAGAGCAUCUUGGAGGAGCUUAACGAGCCACUCCGAGAGGAGAUCGUCAACUUUAACUGCCGUAAGCUGGUGGCCUCUAUGCCCCUGUUUGCCAACGCUGAGCCCAACUUUGUGACGGCCAUGUUGACCAAGCUGCGCUUCGAGGUCUUCCAGCCGGGAGACUACAUCAUCCGUGAGGGCACCAUUGGAAAGAAGAUGUACUUCAUCCAGCACGGUGUGGUCAAUGUGCUCACCAAGGGCACCCUGGGCAUGAAGCUGUCCGACGGAUCCUACUUUGGUGAGAUAUGCCUGCUGACGCGCGGGAGACGGACGGCGAGUGUGCGGGCGGAGACGUACUGCCGCCUCUACUCGCUCUCCGUUGACCACUUCAACGAAGUGCUGGAGGAGUACCCCAUGAUGAGACGCGCCUUUGAGACCGUGGCCGUGGACAGACUGGACCGCCUAGGCAAAAAGAACUCCAUCCUGAUCCACAAGGUGCAGAAUGACCUCAACACCGGCGCCUUCAACAACCACGAGAAUGAGAUGAUCCAGGAGAUCGUCAAGUAUGACCGCGAGAUGGUCAAGCUGGUGGACCUUCGCCGGCCACGUGCCAUGUCCAUGACGCCGUCCAUCGGAGGACUGUGGGCCGCGCCAGGAACGUCCGGCGGGGCGGCGGGCAGCUCGGCCAUCGCCACGCUCCAGCAGGCAGUCGCCAUGAGCUUCUGCCCGCAGAUGGCCAGUCCACUGGUGGGGCCCUCGGCUGGCACGCUGCAGUCGCCCCGCAUGGUGCGGCGUUUCCAAGUGGUCCAGAACCUGUCCAGCCCGGUGGCACUGUCCCCGCUGCAGGGUCAGCCUCCAGGUGUCGGCGCCUUCGCAUCUGCGCUCUCUUCGCCGCCCGUGCAGAGCCCACUGGCCGCUACCAGCGCUCGGACCUUCCAGUAUGCCGCUGCAGCUGCUGCUGCGGCCGCCGCCGCCGCCUCCUCGGGCGGCUCAGUGUCCAGCCCGCUGGCCGGCGUCCCCUCGGGCUCGCAGCUGUCCCUGGUGCAGGCCACCCUUGGGGGGGUCGGGGGGGCAGGCAGCCCCACCCAGCGCAGCGCAGCGCACAAGAGCACCCACUCGCUGCAGGCGGCCGGACUGAGCCAGAAUGUCCGCGCACUGUCCGCCUCGCAGCCCUCGUUGCCCCAGGAGACGGGCCCCGGGGGGGGUACGGCGGCUGGUCCAAGAGGGCCAGGGGCCCCGCUCGCUGGGCCCAGUCCACCUCCCUCCGCCCGUGUCUCCUCCAGCUCCAUCGGCUCCCCCCUGCGGCCCCCCCAGACGCUGUCGGCCGUGCCCGGCCCCUCGGGGGUCAUCAGGAGUGCCCUGCCCCAGCGCAUGGGUGCCUCAGCGUCCGGAACCUUCACCUCUCCCACCCCAACCACAGGACCUGCCCCUGCCCCAACCCCUGGACCUACCCCCAGCACCCCCACCCCCACCCUCUCGGCCUCCACGUCCGCCUCUGGCCAAAAGGACACCAAGCUGCGCAAGAAGGACUCCAUAGUCAGCCUCCCGGAGAUGGACGCGGCCAGGUCGCGCCUCUCCUCUAACCUCUGACCCCUAAGACCCACACCCUCACCCCAGCCUACGGACGCCCCAAAGCCGGCCACAGUCUGGGUUUCCCCUGACCAGACGUAAACACAGACGCGCACCGCAUUGCAGCGCACCCCACACACCUCCCCAGCUGCAGCAGCAGAGUUCCGUUGCCACGGUGCCACCUUUGUGAAUCACAAUGGGGUUCCACCUCUGCCCCUGUGGGGUGGUGGUCUGGCCCUGAGGACUAUGGGAGCGCACUGACGUCUCUGACAAUAAGGGAUGCUGUUCUACCAGAGACUGUAUUGCCGUGGAAACCCUGAGAGGGGGCGGAUGACUGCUAGACAUGCUACUAAAUAAUACAAACCUCUAUACUAUUAAUAGAAGUGUGUGCUUGUGAGUUUAUGUGUGAGUGUGUUUGUGAGUGUGUGUGUGUGUGCACGUGCGCGUGUAUGUGUGUGUGUGCGCGCAUGCACGUGUGUCUCCACCGGUGUAGUCCUAUUCCACCUUGCUUUUAAACCCCUUCUAUAUUGUUGUCCUAACUGUAAAGUAUAUGGGGAAACAAGAAAAUACUGUAUUUAAACGCUGCCGUUGUAUAUCAGUAGAACACAUACCAUGCAAUCUAGCCGGAGGCAAGGGAAUAUCAGGGACUUGCAUCAAAUGACAAUGAUGAAAAUUUUAUGCUUUGCAAAUGUGUCUUUUAAGUGUCCAUUUUUCUGUAUAAGCUAUUGUAGCAAAACUAAUUAAUUGUUAUUCAUAUUGUUGAAAAAUAUAAAUGAAAAAUAGUGUUAUAGACCGCUGGUCGAUCUUAAAUCGAUAUAUACUGUAUGUAAAUAAGUCUAAGGGAAAAAAAGGAAAAAAAUAACUAGCAAUGGAGAAAAAAAGAAAUAUCCUCAUUGUAUAUCUACUCCAAACCAAAGUUGAGCUUGAACACAAAGUUUGGUUGUGUCUGUGUCAACUGGUCUAAUACAAAAGAAACUGCUGUUUAUGUAACUGCCUUGACCCCAAGUUUAGAAGCCAUAUUUAUGGUUUGUCUUUGGGUGUGGGUGUGUGUCCGAGUGUUUUUGUUUGUGGGUUUGUCAGAGCAUGUUGGUGUGUGUAAGUGUGUGUGUGUGUGUGUGUGUGUGUGUGUGUGUGUGUGUGUGUGUGUAAGAAUGUGUGUGUGUUUGUGUGCCCACUGAUUUUUGAGGUCACUGUACUGCUUGUGUGUAUUUGAGUGUUGCUGUGUUGGGCUGUUUGAUUUGAUGACAAUUGCAAAGGCAAUAUCCCACUGCUUCUCUGUUGCACUGAGCAUGUCUUUGGAAGCAGGCGAAUGGUCCCGAGCCAGCGUCCCACGGGUCCCAACAGCAGCAGG
Messenger RNA from Alosa sapidissima (American shad), 5012 nucleotides. RefSeq names its product potassium/sodium hyperpolarization-activated cyclic nucleotide-gated channel 2-like. Gene Ontology annotation, cellular component: membrane. The transcript has 8 exons. Bases 2 to 3682 code for a protein of 1226 amino acids. Gene Ontology annotation, biological process: potassium ion transport; transmembrane transport. Gene Ontology annotation, molecular function: voltage-gated potassium channel activity. Lineage: Eukaryota; Metazoa; Chordata; Actinopteri; Clupeiformes; Clupeidae. The record is from RefSeq and is a predicted model, not a curated record.